This is a messenger RNA of Notothenia coriiceps (black rockcod), 1859 nucleotides long. It is a transcript of the gene hoxc13a, whose product is annotated as homeobox C13a. The record is from RefSeq and is a predicted model, not a curated record. Gene Ontology annotation, molecular function: DNA-binding transcription factor activity, RNA polymerase II-specific; DNA binding. Lineage: Eukaryota; Metazoa; Chordata; Actinopteri; Perciformes; Nototheniidae. Gene Ontology annotation, biological process: regulation of DNA-templated transcription. The transcript is spliced from 2 exons. Bases 769 to 1689 code for a protein of 306 amino acids.
UUGGAAAAGUAAUAAUCCACAACUAGUCACAGAAUCUCAUCUCAGAUUGUUAAUAGUUGACCCAUGAAAGUGUCAUACGGGUUUUAAGGAAAUGCGUCCUUCAAAAAGGAGUUUGGAUAAGAUUGGAAGGAUACAUGCGUUGAGAGCACUGUAUUUAUUAAUGUUGAAUACUUUGUUAUAUAAUAUACAUCAAAUUGACUACAUUGCAUGCAUUUCAGAUUACAUCACGUUAUAUGUAUUAUAACAUGAAAUAGUGAAACUUAAGCUCAGCCGAACAUAUCCCUGUCACGAGUGAAACACAAAAUGCCUGCACAAACGCACACAUAUAUUUCAGUUGAGCGAUUCAAUUGAAAUAUAGUAUUUGUUCUCCUUUCCAUGUAACAACUACAUGUCUCAUAUGUUAUCAUAUUAUCUGGCAGUCUUCGUAGUCGGCCAAAAUUCACAGGUUGUUUUCGUUUGCCUCGAUCUUAAAAGUGUCCAUAUACUCCCCUUUAAGGGUGUGGGUCUAGUUGAUUUAAACCAAUGAUAUGUCUCGAUAUUCUGCAGGAAAAAACGGUGACAUGGGAGGCAGUGGGUCUUUAAAGGGCUGCUCUGCCCCAACUCGCAAGCCCAAUCUCGUAGGACUUGUUAGCGUAUCACGUGCCAGAUUCUUAAUGAAGUGGACACACGGGGGUCUUGUGUGCGCAUGCGCUCGGUGUAAAAUGUAGUUGGAAAUGAGGUGUCCGUCUUGGAGUAGUCGACUUUUAAAAAGCAUCGGCAGCCCCUGAUAUGACGACUUCGCUGGUUCUGCAUCCACGCUGGGCGGACACCUUGAUGUACGUUUAUGAAAAAAGCCCGAAUGAAAACAACCAGAAUAAAAGCCAAACAAUGGAGGGACUGAGCGGUAAUUGCCCUGCGACCCACUGCAGGGACCUAAUGUCGCACCCCGCGCUGGGACGACAUUCCGGCUCCAUAGCGACCCACCAGGGCUCCGUCUACUCGGAUAUUUCUUCUCCAGACGCCGGCCGUCAGUGUCCCGCUCCUCAAACGUCAUCCAGUGCAUCUUUGAGCUACGGUUAUCCGUUUGGAAACCCAUAUUACGGCUGUAGAUUGUCUCAUUCGCACAACGUGAACUUGCAGCAGAAGCCCUGCUCGUACCAUCCCGCAGACAAAUAUGCCGAGACCAGCACAGCGCUGCCCACGGAAGAACUGUCCACCAGGGCGAAAGAGUUUGCCUUCUACCCGAGUUUCGCCAGCUCAUAUCAGGCUGUCCCUGGAUAUCUCGACGUGUCAGUGGUGCCCGGUAUCAGUGCCCAUCCCGAACCAAGGCACGACGCCCUGAUCCCCAUGGAUGGUUACCAACACUGGGCUCUCUCCAAUGGCUGGGAUGGGCAGGUGUACUGCUCCAAAGAACAAACGCAGUCAUCUCAUCUUUGGAAAUCCCCCUUUCCAGAUGUUGUGCCAUUGCAGCCUGAGGUCAGCAGUUACCGCCGCGGGCGUAAAAAACGUGUCCCUUACACCAAGAUGCAACUGAAGGAGCUUGAGAAAGAGUAUGCAGCCAGCAAGUUCAUCACCAAAGACAAGAGAAGGCGCAUCUCGGCCGGCACCAACCUCUCUGAGCGUCAAGUUACCAUCUGGUUCCAAAACCGGCGAGUCAAGGAGAAGAAAUUUGUCAGUAAAUCCAAAAGCAAUCACAUGCACACCACUUGAUAAGAUCAUCGACCUUCUUGAAACUGCAACUCAUACCUUCAAACAUCAUGCCAUAUAUUUACCUCUUCAUAUGAAAUCGUGGCUGAAGAACAUUUUUGGCAGUGCUUUUUUAUUUAACUUCCAUCAUCUCCAUCGACCAUGCUACCACGCCCCCUGUUUUCAAGUUAGAG